This is a messenger RNA of Saccoglossus kowalevskii, 3989 nucleotides long. RefSeq names its product next to BRCA1 gene 1 protein-like. Gene Ontology annotation, molecular function: ubiquitin binding; zinc ion binding. Gene Ontology annotation, cellular component: phagophore assembly site. Gene Ontology annotation, biological process: macroautophagy. NCBI's taxonomy places the organism in Eukaryota, Metazoa, Hemichordata, Enteropneusta, Harrimaniidae. The record is from RefSeq and is a predicted model, not a curated record.
GUAUGACAACAACCCAUCACGGUGUUCGAAAUAUGUGCGUAGUGACAUAGGAUUGGACAAAACGAACUGUCGGAACCAGUUUUAACCCUAUAUUUGGGGCAUCCCCUCAUUUUAAUAUCAAAUCUACCGAAACUACUUCGUUGAAGAUGUCUGAAAAUUUCGCGUUGGCCGUUCGUACGGACAGUGGUACUAAUGUUUAUCAACUGACCUAUGACAUAUCAUGGGAAAACUUUGAGGCCAUGAUAAAAUGCGUUUUGGAUCAGGAUAAAAUCCGUAUUAAAUACGUUGACGAAGAAAACGACGAAAUUUACAUGAAUAGUGAUGAAGAACUAGCUGUAGCUAAGACCAUUGCCAAGAAAUCUGGUGAUACAAUGAAUAUUACUGUAGAGAAAGUCAUAGAGACACCAGAUGUACCAGAGUCUCCUACGAUGGCCACAGAGCCACUUGUAGCCUCUGAAUUUGAAGAGUUGAUUCCUGUUGAUGAUAAUGAUAAUAAUAAUGAUGAUUAUGAUGACGAUGAGAUGGAGGUGAUGGAGAUUGUAGGUGAGAAGGAGAGAUCACAUCAGGAGAGUGAAGGCCCAAAGAGUGUGCCCAGGGUUUCUCGUUAUAAACUCAGAAAAACUAAACAUAAGCGUAAGAUGAACUAUUACGCUGCUUUAGCUGAGGAGGUCGGAAAAUCGCGAGCUGAUAAACCUAAACCAGCAACGGAACCAGAGAGUGAAGGAAAUCAUGUUGCUCAAACGCAAACUAGUAUUGAAUGUGCCGAAGAAGUUGUUGAACCACCUCCAAAGUGGUUUAAAAGUGAGAUAAAAAAGAUGGUACCACAGAUAGUGCAAGGUGUCUUGAAAGGUCUAAAUGGUGCUGUCAUUGAGUCAAUACAUGGUACUAGUGGUCAGCCACAGAAUGUCCCUCCACAGACGCCAUCAGUUGCACCAACUGAUGUGCCUCCAGAAAAGACUGAGGGUGCUGCAGCUGCACCACUUUACUGUCAUGUUGGCAUUAUCUGUGACCACUGUGGACAAACAAUUGUCGGUAUACGCUACAAAUGUGGAAACUGUGCUGAUUUUGACCUGUGUGAGCAGUGUGAAGCAAUUGAAGGUAUACAUAAUGAUACCCAUGUGUUGCUGAAGAUGAGACGACCAGCCAUAGGGGCUGGUAGAAAAGAUGGUGUACUUCAUCCAUUACUCAAUGAUAUUAUUUACAAAGAGACUGUUGACCUACCUAUAUUCAAGUCACCAUGGUGGCAGAGAAAACUACAACAAGUUGAAAAAGAGUGUGAGAAAAAAGUUGAGAAAGCUGCAAGAAUGGCUGAAAAAGCCGAAAGAAAAGCUGAGAGAAUGAACCGCAGAGGAUGUGAUAAAAUGAAAGAUAAAACAGAGAAAAAAAUAGAGAAGAUGAAAGAGAAGUUUGAGAGAAGAGAAGAAAAGAUGAAGAGGCGUCUAGAAGGAAAAGAUACUUCGAUGCCAAGUAAAAAAGAAAAAGUUGAUGAUGAUGGUAGUACAGAAGGUCUUGUAGGCGCUUCAUAUACCAGACUUUUGGAUAAAAUGGAUGCUGUGUUUGUAAGAGAUGGUAAUAUACCAGAUGACACCCAUGUACAGCCAGGUACUAAGUUUGUCAAACAUUGGGUUAUGAGUAAUCGGGGGACGCAACCAUGGGACUCUGAUACACGGUUGAAGCUGUUGUGGGGUAGCAUUGAUAUAUUAUGUAGUCCUGAGAUGAAUGUGCCACCAGUAGCACCAGGCAAUGAAGGUUCUGUUAGUGUUGAGUUUGAAGCACCCACUACCCCAGGACAUUAUCAGAGUCAUUGGCGUAUGUGUCAUAAAGACAAGGAGUUUGGACAUCGUGUCUGGUGCUCCAUCAUUGUAGAUGAACCAGAAGUGCUGGAACCAAGCAUCAAAGAUGAAGUGAUUCUAGUCAGAGAGGUUCUGGAUGAUCUAACAGAUAAAGUAGAACAGGAAGAAGAGAAAGCUGUGGAAGCAGGGGAGACUGUUGAAGAAGCCAUUGAUGAAGUGAUUGAAAAGCACAUAGAGAAACACAGAGAGAAGAAUGAGGCACCCUCUACUGACGUUCAACACGAUGAUGAAAAUCCUGAACCAAUACAGCAACUAACAGAGCAAGAUUUGUUGACCUUUGAACUAUUAGACAUCAAUGAAUCCAACACACCAAAUAAUACACCCAGUGAUUUAACGCCAAGGAUCUCUCCACUACCAUCACUAGAUGGACUUUUACUACAGCAACAGAUAUCCAGGUGCAGUUCUAAUAGUAGUAGCAGUCUUAGUGUGGAGAUCAUUGACUCACCUGAUGCAGAGAAUAUGGUCACAGAGGCAAUACAACACCUGGAAAUCACAGAUGAAGCUGGUAUAGAAGAUGAGACUGCGAGUAUAUUAAGCCAGAUAUCUAAUGAUACAUUGGAUGAUUUCUGUGUUGUACCAUUACCAGAUUGCUUUAAUACUGAUUUACCAUUAACCAAAUCCAUAUCUGAUGCGGCUACUGAAAACGAGAGUACAUUCAGUGAGUGUGAUUCAGUGGAGAUGGAGAGACAGAGUGUUGAUGACAUUCUUGCUACUUCACAUACGAAUACUCAGCAGGAACCCCUUAUACCAGUUACAUUGACAAGCAAUGCUGCUUCUACCGUUGUCUCAACCAUAACUGUUGCUAUCAGUCCAGCGAGCACUACUUGGACUAUGUCAGGGGAAACCCACCCAGUAGAGGAACAAGAUAAAGAGGAGAUUCAUUCCCAAAAUGUGGAAGAGUUGACAUCCUCUGAGGGUGAUGCACCUAAUGGGGCAGAGGAUGAACCAGAGGGUGCUUCUGCAACUGUUGAUGUAGAUGACCAGAAAAAGGAGACAAGAGAAGAGACGAUCCCAGACCAUACUGGAUGGGAAGAGAAUACAUCAUCAGACAACCUUGAUAGAGAAGAACCAUCAUUUGAUCCAGUUCGUGCUAUGGAGUAUGCUGGAGGAUUGGCCGUACAAGCAUUUAGUGCAGCUGCUGGCACGGCUAACAAUGUGGUACAUGCAAUAUUUAAUCAGAAAGUACCACCAAGACCAGAGUGGCCCAAACAAGACGGUAAGAAUCCACCAAGUGCCAUGGAGCAGCUUAUUGACAUGGGAUUCUGUAAUCGACAAUUCAAUGCACAGCUACUUGAAAAACAUCACAACAAUUUGGAACGAGUGGUGCAGGAACUCCUAAAUGAGAUGGACAAUGAGUGGUCCAACAAUAGACAUUAGAUGCUUCAUAUAUCCCUGUAUUGUUAUUGUUAAUGCAUUGAAUUCUACCAUUCUACCAGACUGGGAAGGGUAGCUGUCAUUGUGGCUCCAAUAGUUUAUUUCAAGUUAUGAUACAAAUUUUCGUACCCGUAAUACCGCAUACAUCUGGAAUAUUAUUGAGAUAUUAUUAAGAUUUGUCUACUUAGAACCAUAUAAGGAUUUCUAAAAAUAAGAAAAAACUUAAUCUGGGCUAGCAAUUGAAUCAAGUCAGAGUAUUCUUAUUUGUUCAAAUUAUUAAAAUUUGUUUAGACACAGAUUGAAAUUUUGAAAUUACUUGCUGUUGCUUAUCUUUUAAACAAGAUAUUUGUUUUUUUGGUUUUAACCUAACUGGAAACCAUAAUUCAUGUUAUAUUAGUUUUUCAAUAUAUUAAUACAUAUUCAUUGCAUACAAGUCUACAUAUUGGGUACACUGUUUAGUUUUGCUGCUACAUAUUUUGAUAGUGAUUAUAAAUAUCAUACUCAAAACUUUGUAAUAUUGUGCAUGAGUGUCUUGUACUAAUAUUACAUAUAUUUCAGCUUUUUACCUCAUAAUGAUUGUGAUUUGACCCAAAUAAUGCUUCCUUUGUAUUCAGGAUUGUGUUCAGUGUAUGCAAAAAAUAUUCACUAAUGAAACAAAUUAAGUUUCCAUAGUUACCUGGUCUAUUUUAAACUCUGCAUAGGUCAAAUAAACAAUUACUGUCACCUACUUUAGAGUUUACCAUUUGAGAGCAUGUUUGUUUA